ACCUCCAAACCAUAGUUUUCUAACAAAGGAAAGCUCAAGUUUGCUUAUCUCACCCAGAAAAACUUCCUUAGGGAAACUUCAUUUCAAACCUCCCUGAGUUCAAAGUUCAGAAAGAUUUGAACUUUGAAGUGAAUACAAUAAAGGGUACUUGCAGCUUUGAAUUAUGAAGAGGUUCAGUAGAUCAGACUCUUUGGGUACCUUGAUCCCUAAUUACCCACCAAAAGAGGAGAAGCAUAAUACAAGGAACAAUGGUGGUUAUAGCAAGGAGUUUCAGGCAAUGUUGGAUUCUUAUGACCAAGAAGAUUGCGGUGAAGAAAUAUCAGUGAAGAAAAGGCGCUUAAGCUUACAUCAAGUCAAGGCCUUGGAGAUAAGCUUUGAAGUUGAAAACAAGCUAGAGCCAGAGAGAAAGGUGAAACUAGCUGAGGAAUUAGGCCUGGAACCAAGACAAGUAGCUAUUUGGUUCCAAAACCGCAGAGCUCGUUGGAAGACAAAGCAGUUGGAAAGAGAUUACAGUGUGCUGAAAGCUGAUUAUGAUGCCUUGAAAGACAAUUAUGAUAGCCUUGAGAGGCAGAACAAAGUUCUAGCUGAAAAGCUGAAAGAGCUAAAAGCAAAGCUGUGUAGAGAUAAUGCAGAAAGCGAUCAGUCUGUUAAAGAAGAAUCACCAAUUUCAGUGUACAAGAGCAGUGUAAUGGAGCAAAGUAGAGACCAGGAUUUGAGUGACAAUGGUGAUAACGCAGGGCUGGAUUCGUACAAGGAUUUGAAAUCCAAAGAUGGGUCAUCAGAUAGUGAAUCAAAUGGAGCUGUGAAGGAAGAGAGCAAUGGCAAUGAGUCUUCUAUGGGGUACAACGGUCAUUCAUUGUCUUCGAAUUCCAUGAUGAACUGGUUUCAGCUAUCAGAUUCUAGGUCAGGUAUUAAAGGGAAUCAUCAAACUCAGUUUGUGAGGAUGGAGGAGCAGAGUUUGUUUAGCACAGAAGAGUCCUGCAAUUUCUUUUCAGUUGAUCAAGCUCCUAGUCUUCACUGGUAGAAGUUAAAACUAGUUUGGAUUUUGAGUUUUGAUGGUUUAAUAAGAUUGGUCUUAAUUUUGUGACUUAGAAGUCC
This is a messenger RNA of Fragaria vesca subsp. vesca, 1098 nucleotides long. RefSeq names its product homeobox-leucine zipper protein ATHB-6-like. Lineage: Eukaryota; Viridiplantae; Streptophyta; Magnoliopsida; Rosales; Rosaceae. Gene Ontology annotation, biological process: positive regulation of DNA-templated transcription. The coding region runs from base 164 to 1024 and encodes 286 amino acids. The record is from RefSeq and is a predicted model, not a curated record. Gene Ontology annotation, molecular function: sequence-specific DNA binding; DNA-binding transcription factor activity, RNA polymerase II-specific. Gene Ontology annotation, cellular component: nucleus. The transcript has 4 exons.